This is a messenger RNA of Linum tenue, 1344 nucleotides long. The record is from the annotation of a GenBank genome assembly. Lineage: Eukaryota; Viridiplantae; Streptophyta; Magnoliopsida; Malpighiales; Linaceae.
GGAAAAAAAGGGGGGCGGGGGGACUUCGGUUCUCUUCCUAUGCAGUUAGACUAGCGGGGGAACUUGGAGGAAGGAGGUCAGCAGCGACAUGGACUGAGAAUCAACCAGUUAGGGGUGAAAUUCCUCUGGCGUCCGAACCUCGAAGUAGUUUUGCAUUGAGCUCCUUGGUGACAUCUUCCUCCCGAUGGCUACUCCCGUAAGGUCUUCUGGCAAGCGUACACACAAUCAUCCCGAGGCAAAUGAUCCUGGGCAUGUCUACAAUGUGCCUCCUCUGAAUGCUAUACCCCUGAAUUAUUUUAACCCGUUUGUAGCAAAUGAUGAUGCUAAUGCUGCUUGUGCUGAUAACAAUGUUGAUGCUGGUGCUGAUGACCCCCCGGUCGAACCUGCAAACACAGAAGACCCAUCCAUGGUCUUCUUUCCCAAUGGAACAACUGAGGCAGAGUUUGCAAACAUCUUGAACAGAAACAGAGGAGCUAUUGCCCUCUCCGGGGCUGCAGCUGUACAGAAGAUUGGUUCAGGUAUUGGACAAAUGAACAUUGGGGAGAGUGACGGGUUCUACAUAUUCCGCAUCUCUCUGCCUGGAGUGUCCGGAAAUGAUAAUAGCUUCAGUUGUGUUGUAGAUCCAACCGGGAUGGUAGAGAUACACGGGGUGAGCACCACUGGGGAGCAGGUUGUUGAGAAACCGCCUCAAGUCUUCUUCAUGGAGACCCGAAACCUCUGCCCUCCAGGACCCUUCAGCAUCAAGUUCAGGCUUCCCGGUCCAGUUCUUCCCGACCAACUCAGAAGCUCUUUUGUGGAUGCUGUAACGCUGAGGAACAUCUGUGCAACACGAUAGUCGACGCCGCCGUCACCCGGUGCGUCAAGCAGGUUGCCGGCGAGUUGAACGGUGAGAACAACGACGACCGUGUCAGCAGGUCCAAAGAGCGGAAGACGGCAGAGUGCACCGUCAAUUCCACCACUUCCGUCAGCGGCGGGGCGAUUUGUGAGUCGAACUCCCUGCCGAGGUGCAGACAGUGCUUGACGGGUGCGACUGACAAGGUGAUCAAUCUUUGCCCGGACCGGAUCGGCGGUCAGAUUAACUUCACUCUCUGCUCCUUUAGGUUCGAGCUCCAUCCAUGGUUUUAAGAUCAAACCAAUGAAUCAAAUUAUCUACUCAUUUGGUGUCAGCUGCUUGCGGAUUGGAAUCUGUUGUAGUGAAAGGCCAUGUUCGUCGAGAUUAUCUUUAGAUGGUAUUGGCUGUGGGUCUAUGAUUAUCAAAACUCGUUUCUGUAUCUUGUUUAGAGUUUUGAACGAUCUGAGGGAGUACAAAAAUUUUGAGUGUUUUUCUCUAAUAGAAUAAUUUUG